Closterium sp. NIES-65 is the source of this 246-nucleotide messenger RNA. Lineage: Eukaryota; Viridiplantae; Streptophyta; Zygnematophyceae; Desmidiales; Closteriaceae. The record is from the annotation of a GenBank genome assembly.
CCCGCUGCCUCCCACUCUGCUGCCGCGUUGAUCCUGUCCUCCUUCACCGGCACGUCUUUCGUCACGCUUGCCGAUACCGCCCAGGCGAGCGAGACCCAGCGCCUGCCUUCCAUCCCUGCUCCGCUGCCGCGACGGCGAGCGGUAUCUGCCUCCCUGGCUUUCCUCGUGUCGUUGACGCCAAUCUGGCAAGCAGCCACACCUCCCCACCUCCCUCCAUGGUACCGUCGCGUGUCAGGCGAGCGAUAA